AGCGCGGCUGUGUGGUGAAGUGUGUUCCCCACGAUGAAAGGGGCCUUUUGUCUUAAUAGGCAUCAUCAUCGUUUAAAGUGUGAAGCCACUGGAGUCAGGCGCAAAGGUAACUCCUCUGCAAACCCCAUGUCUUACGAAGAAAUGUCCCAUAAUGCGAAAGAAAUGGCGCAAGCAUUAUACGAAGUCUGCCGCUGACUCGAUGCUUUCGUGAUGGCCACGCCGCUCAGCGCGUUAGCGCGCCGCAACGACUCGAUCUGCAGCUUUGACACCCAGGGCGUGAGUUUCGACUCCAUCAGCACCUGCAGCAGCGACAGCACCAGCAGCGCGGCAACGAGUGGCGCGGGCGCACAGCUCCGCGACAGGGGCGCCACGGGUCGGGAGAUAUAUGGCAAUAUAUCGGCGAGGCACUGCGACCACGUCUUCAUCGGCCCGACGCAUAUAAAGUUCGUCGUCUCGUCCGACACGGCCAGCAGCGCUCUCGCGGCGGGGCAACGAAACGAGCCCAUUCUGUCGGCUGUCCUCAAUGCGCUGGCAAACGCCCCGGACACUUCGGGGCGCUCAGGAAGCGUGGCUCCGAACCAAGAGCCGUCGCCCAAAACGAACGUCCCUUGUUCAGUGCAGAAACAAAUAAAAUGGAAGAAGUACGCUUGGUGGAUAGCUGGUGUGACGACUAUUGGUAUCUGCACGGCCCUCGUCACUUUAGCGAUAUCCCCAUCCGAUUCUCCUGUUACUGGAACUACAACACUCCCCACGACGCAGGUAGCAGGAUCCUCGGAAUCUCCAGUGACUGUGACUGCGAUUUCACCUGGAACGGACGGAUCGGGACAGAAUGCCGAUCCGACUCGCAUUCCCACUCCACCGGGGCCGUGGCCAGGACGUACGUGUAAUGAAACGUAUUCGUGGCAGUGCAAAAGUGGUGAUUGCACCUAUGGGAACAAUAGGUGCGAUGGAGCUCCGGACUGCGAGGACAACAGCGACGAAGCCGAUGAAACUUGCUACGGAGUUCCAACGGUUGUUAUGUCCGUCGGGCACACCGUGUCUUUUCGCCUUCACUAUCAAGCCGUGUACAGCGGGGUGAUGUUCCUUCUCUGCAACGAGGACACUGUCUGCAGCAAAAUCGAGGCGUUUGGGUCCGCGCCUGACGGGGCACUGUACUACAUUGCUUGGGAAAACUGUGACCAGCACGGCCUCAGGUGCCGCAAGCACCACACGGGCUACGCCAUCGAGUCUUCAACCUUCUCAUCGGGUGUCAUCGAAGCGGUAGUGGAGCGGCGCGACACCAAGCUCCAGCUCUGGCUGUCGUGCCACCAGGACAAAGUGGCCUACGUCCGCGCGAGAAACGACACGCGAUGGCUUCGGGUUCGGCCUAUAGCGUGGUACACUGACAUGCGAGUCGACUUCAGUGUGCCAUCGUCGUUGCCGACGGCCACCGCAUCACCUGAAUGUGCCACAUUAACCACCAUCCAAGGCCCAGGCUUCGGCUGCCGACGUGACAACCAGUGGCAGUGCCGAGACGGCAGAUGCAUCGAUGCCAGGUGGAGGUGCGACCUCAACAGAGAUUGCAACGAUGCGAGUGACGAAGACAGUGACACCUGUACUAGUGUGCCUACUUUGAUCAUGAACGUCGGGGACACGGUGCUGGCUCGGAUGAAGCAUAAGGAAAAUUACCACGGCGUGCGCUUCCUCAUGGCUCCAACGACUCCUGCAGCUGCCUGACCGUUUCCGGGGAGGGGUCCAGUGGGCUGUUGGCCCUCGUUGCUAAGGCAGAGUGUAAUUCUAAAGGUGCCGACUGUCUGCAUACUGUUCACGCGGAGUUCUCUCAAAACGAGGAUUUUCCUACCGCCAUAUUGGUCUUCAAACUUCGCAGGACAGAAUCUAUGCUACUUCUUCGCAUACAAGGAUACAAGGCUUCCUACGUCCCAAUCGAUCGGGACUACAAUGUCCUGAGCAUUCGACCAGACUAUUGGCUGAGCGACAUGCCUGUGGAAUUCAAAGCCGGAUAGAGUCGGUCCGCAAUGAUGAUCAAGGCUGAUAUUUGAAAACCAGGUGGUUGACUUUCUUGACGGCCCAAAUUGGAGUGUCGUUCUGGGCCGCUCCCUCGUCACUCCUGCCACUUUUUCGAGAACUAUUUCGGCCGUAAACGGUCCUCUUCCAGCAGACUCAUCCGUUCGCAAGGUUAUGCAUGUACGUAUUCAGGAGGGAAAUAAACGAGAGACCAGACA
Thrips palmi is the source of this 2222-nucleotide messenger RNA. RefSeq lists its product as uncharacterized. Bases 211 to 1716 code for a protein of 501 amino acids. Gene Ontology annotation, molecular function: protein binding. Lineage: Eukaryota; Metazoa; Arthropoda; Insecta; Thysanoptera; Thripidae. The transcript has 12 exons. The record is from RefSeq and is a predicted model, not a curated record. Gene Ontology annotation, cellular component: plasma membrane.